UAUUGUUAAUUGUUUUUUUUAUGAUUAUUUUUUUUAAUGAUUCAGAAGUUUGAAUUAUGAUCGUAUGAAUUUAGUGGUUGUUUACUUAAAUAAAUUUUGAGUGUAAAACUCUAAAAAACAUAAAUCCCAUUUAAAAUGGUAACACAGUGAAAAUAUAUAAAAUGGGAAAGUUGAAGAAGUUUAGUUAUAAUCACAAAAUGAUGUGAAAAAAAGUUAGAAAAAUAUUCGUAAUAACAAAUAUGUUAUAAAUAAAUAUGUUUUUUUUCAAAUCCCAAAUGACAAAAGAGAGGUAGGAAACACAAAGGAUCAAAUAUUGAGGGUAAAAGUGGUAUUUUACAUUCCAUGACGAACGAAGGUGUCUUUCAAAUUUCACACCUUUCCUCCUGUUGGUUCAUACUUUCACCGGAUUUCUCAUCUGGGUGUGUUUCAAUUUGUCAAAAGCCACUUCUUCAUUAUUGAAUCGGUAGCCGCUUCUCCGUUUUCCAGUUUGUAGUUGGAAGCUAUAGCUAUUUUUCUCAAGAACACGACUUACGUCUUGAUUUUGAUCAAUGGUUAUUUUACUUCUUCCUAGGAGACACCCAGAACAUGCUCUCGCACUCUCUUUCACUCAUUCGAAGAGCCUUCUCCUUCAAAUUCCAAAUUUCAAGAAGAAUGCUGACCACUGUUCUUUGUAACCAAUCUCUGUAAUGGCCAUUAGAGCCUGUUCCUCCAAAUUCCGCAUCUCUAUUUCACUCUUCUCCUCUCUCUUAAGAACCAAUCGUUUCGCUCACCAACGCUCAUUCACUUCUUUCGCUACAGAAGCACGUGCAGGAUCAGACCCAACACUUCCAUUUCUCGUCAGUGAGAUAUCUCGCAUCCUCAGCGACCGUAGAAAUCCUCACCAUGACUUGGAAGUCGGCCUCUCCUCCUUCUCCUCCAAUGUAUCCACUGACCUCGUCGAGCAGGUUCUCAAAAGGUGCAAGAAUAUUGCUUUCUCCGCUCACAGGUUCUUCCUCUGGGCUAAACGAAUUCCGGGUUUUGAACCCAGCGACGACAGCUAUCAUAUUGUCGUUGACAUCUUGGGAAGCAGUGGACAAUUCGCUAUUUUGUGGGAUUUUCUUAUAGAAAUAAGGGAGACUCGGUCCUCUGUGAUUACCCAUGAACUUUUCUGGCAUGUUUUCACAGCUUAUAGCAGGGCUGAUUUGCCUCAAGAUGCCAUUCGAGCUUUCAAUCGAAUGGGGGAGUUUGGGAUUAGGGCUGGUGUUGAUGAUCUUGAUAAGCUCUUGUAUACUCUAUGCAAGAGGAAACAUGUGGCUCAUGCUCAACAGUUUUUUGAUAAAGUUAAGAGUGUGUUUAAUCCGAGUGUGAAAACUUACAGCAUUUUGACUAGGGGUUGGGGCGUUGUGGGUGAUUCAAACAAUGCCCAGAAGGUGUUUGAUGAAAUGCGGGAACGAGGUUGUUUGAUUGAUGUGCUUGCUUACAAUAGUCUCUUGGAAGCUCUGUGCAAAGGUGGGAAAAGGGAUGAAGCGUACAAGAUGUUUCUGGAGAUGGAUUCAAAUGGCGUUGACCCAGAUGCUGAUACGUAUUCAAUUUUCAUCCGCUCAAGUUGUCAAGAAAAUGAUUUGCAUACGGUUUAUAGGGUCUUAGAAAGAACGAAGAGGAAAAACCUUCUUCCUAAUGUGUUUACUUAUAAUUGUGUUAUCAAGAAGCUUUGUAAAGAUCAAAACGUGGAAGAAGCUUACCAAAUUUUGGACGAAAUGAUUGAGAGAGGAGUUACUCCAGAUACAUGGUCCUACAAUGCAAUCCAAGCUUAUCAUUGUGAUCAUAGCGAGGUCAAUAGUGCUCUUAACUUGGUAAAGAGAAUGGAUAGGGACAAAUGUGUUCCAGAUAAACAUACUUACAAUAUGGUUCUGAAAUUGCUAGUAAGGGUGGGAAGAUUUGACAGAGCCAAUGAAGUGUGGGAGAGUAUGGGAAAGAGAGGAUUUUACCCUUCUGUUUCAACUUAUGCUGUCAUGAUUCAUGGUUUCUGCAAGAAAAAAUGGAAGUUAGAAGAAGCAUGUAAGUACUUUGAAAUGAUGAUUGAUGAGGGAAUACCUCCAUAUAUCGCUACUGUUGAGUUGUUGAGGGACCGACUUCUGGGGAUAGGGUUCAAGGAUCAGGUUGCGAUACUUGGUGACAAGAUGAAACGAAGCACUUCUUGCUCCAUACAAGAGCUUGCCAACCUGAUGAGUGGUGGAAAACGUCGCGAGGCUCAGUCGAUGUUAAAAAAUGAAGAGACAGAGCAUGAAAGUGACUGAAGAAAGAUUAAAUUGCACCAAUCAUCCAAGUACGGGCUUUUUGUAAUUUAUUUGUGAUUCGGUUUCUCAUAAGGCCAGAGCAACUUUAUGUUUUCUUGACUUGCCAUAGUUUUGUGCUAAUAUACUAGCCGUUUCUUUUAACACUUCUUACCCAAUAGACCAAAGUUUUUACUCGUUCUGGUGUAACACCAGGAGUGGGGGGUUCCAGGACUGUACAACAAACUCCUUUUAAAAUACAAUGAAUAAAUAUUUGUUUCGUCCCUUUUAUGAA
Molecule: messenger RNA, 2547 nt
Organism: Cucumis sativus (cucumber)
Lineage: Eukaryota; Viridiplantae; Streptophyta; Magnoliopsida; Cucurbitales; Cucurbitaceae
Product: pentatricopeptide repeat-containing protein At1g52640, mitochondrial
Exons: 1
Coding region: 687-2276 (529 amino acids)
Molecular function (GO): protein binding
Source: RefSeq, a predicted model, not a curated record